Molecule: messenger RNA, 840 nt
Organism: Talaromyces amestolkiae
Lineage: Eukaryota; Fungi; Ascomycota; Eurotiomycetes; Eurotiales; Trichocomaceae
Exons: 3
Coding region: 1-840 (279 amino acids)
Cellular component (GO): intracellular anatomical structure
Molecular function (GO): oxidoreductase activity, acting on NAD(P)H, oxygen as acceptor
Source: RefSeq, a predicted model, not a curated record
AUGCCAUGGAUACAACUAGGGAACUUUGAGACUGCCUCGUCCAAGACGCCGCCACCGAGACCAUAUCCUGCACAAAGCCAGCCAGCGGAGCGCGCAGCUGCAAGGUUUGGGGUACACGGAAAUGCAAUUUCUCGAGCUUUACUUGAACAUGGUCUCACUGGGCUCGCGUUAUUUGACCUACCGAGCGCUAUAGAAAAGAGCGAAAAUGCCAUCGAAGCACUACAAACCGAGUUUCCGUCAACGAAAAUCAUCACGCAAGCCUGCGACGUGACGGACGAGAAAGGUAUGAUAGAGGCGACUCGAUCUGCAAAGGCGCAAUUGGGUGAAAUCAAUAUUCUAUGCUGCUUUGCGGGGAUGGUUGGCGUUGUUCCUUCCGCGGAGCAGUCUGUAAAUCAUUGGAGGAAGAUAAUCGACGUCAAUACGACUGGUUGCUGGAUUGCUGCACAAGCGGUUGGGCGAGAGAUGAUUGCUAGCAAACAUGGAGGGAAAAUCAUCUUCAUCGCAUCGAUCUCCGGUCACCGCGUCAAUUACCCGCAGCCACAGGCCGCGUAUAACACCUCAAAAGCCGCAUUGCUACAUAUGAAAAACAGUCUGGCUGCGGAGUGGACGCGUUAUGGGAUCCACGUCAAUACCAUUUCGCCGGGUUAUAUGGACACGGUUCUCAAUGAGGGCGAUGACUUGGCGCCUUGGAGGCAGAUCUGGGCGGAACGAAAUCCGAUGCGUCGUAUGGGGUCGCCGGAGGAGCUUACGGGGCCUGUCAUUCUGUUAUGUAGCGAUAUUGGCGGAAGUUAUAUCAAUGGCGCGGAUAUCGUGGUUGAUGGAGGUGGUUUGGUUUUCUGA